Molecule: messenger RNA, 2496 nt
Organism: Dermacentor silvarum
Lineage: Eukaryota; Metazoa; Arthropoda; Arachnida; Ixodida; Ixodidae
Exons: 3
Coding region: 217-660 (147 amino acids)
Source: RefSeq, a predicted model, not a curated record
CGGGAAAGUUUGCCGCGUGUUGAGCAGCGACUUCGACCGAAGAGAGGAGGGAACCGCGCAAUUGGCCCGAGAGUCCGCCGCGCAAGGAAGAACCCCGCGACACAGCGUGCCCCAAGGGUUCCGUCGACGCAUCCUUGUGGACCCAACGUGAGUUGGAGCUGCGGACGAGUGACCCUGUUGACACUUCACGUUUGAGAACCUGAGCACCUGGUCACCAUGAGCUGCCUUCACCUCUUCGCUCUUGUGGUCCUGGCGACGUGCGGAUUCUUUUGUGCCGUGCACGCCAACAUGGAGGAUCCGGACGGCGCACUUAGCAGAAGCCUGCAGCAGCUGUACGCCGGCGACAGCCCGUUCGCGAGGAGCCGUGGCUACGGCCACGACUUGGAUUGGAUCCUGGGCCACCACAGGGCGAGCAAGCGGCUCUCCGAGUUCCUGGGCGGUCCCGGAAAACGAUACUCCGAGUUCCUGGGCGGCCCGGGAAAGCGCUACUCCGAGUUCUUGGGAGGCCCGGGAAAACGCUACUCGGAGUUCCUCGGCGGUCCCGGAAAGCGAUCCGUCGCCGAUGACGUCAUGGCGGCCGCGGCCGAACGCGGUCUGCUCCAUUCGUCGUCGGCGGAGCAGCAGGAGUCCGGCACCGCCGCCGGCUCCCUCCGGAAGUGACGUGUCACUGACGCGUGCUCACCUCGAGCCUGAAAGAAUUCAUGACCGAGCGACCUCUCAUCUCCCUUCGUUACAGUUGCACAUUUCGUUGUCCUUUCAGGAUGAACGCGCUGUGCGCCUUGCACGAAAGAAAAUAAAUGUCGCAGCCCGAUUACGUUGUGAAAACUGCUCUAUAUGGAGUCAGAAACCUAGUUACCGAGGCUUCAUCUCGGCGUGCACUUGGCAGGUGCAGACAAGCUGGCUUCGAAUGUGUUUGCUUCGAUUGCAACGUUUCGGUCUGGCUGUUUAAUUUCAACGUUUCGGUCUGGCUGUUUAAAGGCUGGUAUAGCUUUCUAUUCGCUUUGCUUUAACUUAUUGGAUGUGAAAGGUCUCUGUACAAUUUGUGCGGCAGCAGCCACAAGCCAAGCGUAUCUGCAGCCGUUGAUAUUGAGUACAUAAAAUGUGUCUGGUCCUCUAUCUCUUUCUCGCCUAAUUUGUUACAGAACGUCACACUUGUACCCGAAUCGCUGGAUGUCUCGAGCCAGGCGUGAGCAGUCGACCUGCGGAAUUUUCGUGUGUCGUGGGCUACCCGAAAUAAAUUUCCUGCUUCUUUUCUUUUCUUCCAAUGACUGCCCAUGCAUAUCGGCUACUAUCUAUACUUCCAUGCUCUGCGUUUAUCUUCUGUUAUCUCAGAACGUUCCAGAAAUCAGUUUAUGUACGCUUCUCUUUUCUGCGAAGCUACUUUAGGGCAGAGUUAUUGUUAAUGUCCUGUAAUGAGCAGAAAAAAAAGAUAUUUAAUCAGAAUUCAAAGGUAAACAAAGCGUGACAGCACGCUGGUUUCUCUGGUUUCGUUUAUAAACCCCUGGCUGAAAGCAAUAGCACAACAAUUACUUUCACGUCCGAAGGUUGAGCACUGCUGUACAUCGAGUGACUGUCACUGCUGCUUCAAAAACACUCGUGAAACGUCGUUUUCGUCUCAUCGCAAACGACGUAGCAAACACAUUCCACUGGCAAUACUCAAUGGAGCGUGACGUCAGAGGCAUCCUCAUUAAGCAGACCGGAGCCCGCCGGGGACUUACUUGUUUAAAACAUGGUAGAUCUGGGUUACACGUGAACAGGCGGAGAAAAAAGAAAAAGAACGCUAGUGCAAAUGACGGGCCAUAGAUUGCGCCGCCGCGUAUUAUGUCGCAGGUUUCUGGUGUAUACUCGCCGGAGAUGUGUUGGACGAUGCUUUUCAGGGAAUCCGCCGAGCGACUUGGAAAAUAAUGAGAGUGAGAUAUAAAAAAAAUAAAAAAUGCAAUCAAUAACACGGAUAAGAACUUAAAGCCGAGAUAGAUCGCCAGCUAUGACGCAACAAACAAAAACUGCGGGUAUGAUGGCCUUUGACUUUUUUUUCUCUAUCUUUUUUAAUGUGUCUGUGGCGCCAGAAACCCGCCUCUGUACAGAAUGCGUGGCAAUUUGGCCAAACAAUCAUUGAUAAAGUGUCAGAAGAGCGGGCGUUGGGGAGAAAAGGUUAUAUAUUUAUUAUCGGCCCGAUGCGUGGAACUAAUCGGUUCUUCCCCGUUUGAUUUUGUGACAUCCCCUUUUGAUUCGUUAGAAUCCUGCCUUUAUCUCUCCGUCGAGAUGCAAGUAAACGUGACUCGCGGGUUUGCAUUGUAUUUCUCUCUCUCUCGGCAACAUCAAUCAACCUUUGUAAUGGCCGGCUGCGCUGCAGCUCUUGCGAACGCUGUCAUUGAAGAUGCUGAAGAAAACAGUGUGCCGGGCAUCACGGCACGUCUAUCUUCCCAAUUCUUCUCGUUCCGUUUUCUUUUCUUGACGCGGCUUAGAAAAGAAGAAAUAAAGAAUAUUGUUCACUGA